This is a messenger RNA of Cajanus cajan (pigeon pea), 1040 nucleotides long. RefSeq names its product hydroxyproline-rich glycoprotein family protein. Lineage: Eukaryota; Viridiplantae; Streptophyta; Magnoliopsida; Fabales; Fabaceae. The record is from RefSeq and is a predicted model, not a curated record.
CAAAUGCACCAAGGCAAUGAAAAAUGAAUGAAACAGAAAAGAAGAAGAAACAUGUUAUUAGGGAACCACCUUCAGUUCCUUUUAUAUGGGAAGUAAAGCCAGGCACUCCUAAGAAAGAUUGGAAGCCUGAGGUCCCUUCACUUGGCCACUUCCCUAAAACUCCACUUAAACUUAUUGCCUCAAUUCCCUUUGUUUGGGAGGAAAAGCCUGGAAUACCCCUUCCAAAUGUCUCACAUGUUUCAGUGCCUCCAAAGCCAGAGAAAAUGCUUAUUCAUGUAGCAUCAUCUUCGGGCUUUUCUUUUCCAUGCAACUUUGGCCAUGACGAUGCAAAAGACAAAGGAAGCAAAACCAGCUUAGACCUUGAAGCAUUUAGCUUUGAUGCAGAUGAAACAUCAGAGGCAGAGAGUAGCACAAGCAGCUAUGCAACUGGCAGGUCAAGUCCUGUUGGUGCUACUUUCCUUGAGUGCCUAUUUCCUUUGUAUCCACCUAAGUCUGGCUUCCUUCAAAGGGAUGAUGAGCACAUGGAAAAGUUUACUUCAAGUUCGCAAGAACUAAGAGCCGAAGACUUUGAACACGAUGGAGAUUGUGGCAGUGACCUGGUGACGAGGCCACCAACACUUGGAGAACUGAUUAUGAUGAGCAGAAGAAGAAGCUGCAGAAGGAAAGCAGUUCUAAUGAAAAAAUGGGAUCCACCCCAGAAAAUCACAAGAAAGCAAGCUUUUGGAUGCUUUUCCAGUGUAACCAACUCCAAUAUGAUUGAUGGACUGCUGAAGAGAAAGUACUUCCCCAGAUUGAAACUGGUAUAGGAAGGAUCAAUGAUGUAGAAGGAAACAUCAAGAAGAGAAGAACCAAGACAGCUCUAGAGCAAAUUACCCAUCUGCCUAUUGAUUAUAAAUCAACCUCUUUUAAUUUACUCUGUCAAGUCUCUUACAAUUUAUGUGUUUCAUGUGUUAAGAAUUUUGUUUUGUUUUGUAAAAUAUCCUCGUUAGUAUUUUCCAAAAGAUAGUUUAAUACAUGUAUUCUACUAGUAUUGAUGUGCA